This is a messenger RNA of Pocillopora verrucosa, 2368 nucleotides long. RefSeq names its product synaptotagmin-16-like. Lineage: Eukaryota; Metazoa; Cnidaria; Anthozoa; Scleractinia; Pocilloporidae. The record is from RefSeq and is a predicted model, not a curated record. Gene Ontology annotation, molecular function: phospholipid binding.
GCGAGAGACAACAAGAGAUUAACUCAAAGUACAGAUGUCUGUUUGAGUUCUACUGACUGGAGCCAGCUUUGGAUGGAAACAUGGAAAAAAUAUUUGAAACAAAUAUCAUUCUUUGAAAAUUGCCAGGGACAUGUGCUGUGAGUAGCUGCAGAAGAAACAUCGAUUGUGCAGAUUACUAUCAGCCAAUUGACAAAGCGCAUACAGGAUGGUCUUCCCUCCAGUGCCAGUCCCGGCCAUCGUGUUUAUGGCGGUUAUCGGCGGCUGUUGUCUUCUUUUACUUGUAUUGUAUCAGUGCUUGAAGGCUGGAAUGUUUUUUAAGACCGAACCACCGGAUGAUAGACCAGACGAGAAGGGAUACGCCGAGCUUGGCGAAGCUUACGGCACUGAAACAGACGAUGAUUAUGUUGGGCCAUCCUCGAAAGCAACAAGCCGUCGAAGUAGCUUUAACACGAGCGGCAGCAAGUCGGAUGGCGAGUUAGCUCUUGGCGAUAGUGCUUCAGUUUAUGGUUACGGUAAAUAUUCGGACGGUGAAUAUAGCCCAGCCAUCGGUAGACACGCUGUAUCGGCUUAUGGUGAAGCAAUCGAUGUCGGUCAAGAGGAAUUUCUUUCAACUGCGGGGAGAUUGCAAGUGUCUGCAAGUUAUGCCCCCACAGCGGAAAAGUUAGCGGUAACUGUUAUUCGUGCCGAGGACGUCCCUACGAAACAGCGCGGUGGCGCGGGCAGUGUUCAAGUCCGCGUGGUAUUGCUACCUUCAAAGAAGCAGCGAUUUAAAACAAAAGCAAAACCAGCCGCAAAUCCGAACUUCCACGAGACAUUUACAUUCAGUCGAGUUCCUCAGAGCGAUUUACACGAAAGUGGCCUCAGGUUUAGGUUGUAUGGUCACGAAAAAAUCUCCAGGGAUAAAUUAUUAGGCGAAAUGACUAUCAAUCUUACUGAAUUCGAUUUAGAAGGCGAUGGAGAAGCACUCUGGCGAACGCUCACACCAAGAAAUGCCCUGAGCAGCUCUGACUCCAUGUACGAUUUGUCAGAAAGUGGUAGUGUGAUGAGUUUCGGAUCUCAUGGUUCAGUGUCUUCUCUGGCAAUGACUCAUAGUGGGGCCCCAGAAUUGCUUGUCUCACUCUGUUAUCAAUCUCUCACUGGCCGCCUAACUGUGGAAGUGCUAAAGGCCAGCAACCUCCGUAAUGUAUCAAUGCAACGUGCACCAGAUACUUAUGUUAAAGUGGCAAUGUUCAACUCCAUUGGACAGCAACUCUCCAAAAGUAAAACGUCAAUACGUCGCAGCAUGUGUGACCCGGAAUACAACGAGAACUUUGUAUUCCAGAUAAUAGAAUUUGAACUGCCUAGUGUAAGCCUCAUGUUCUCUGUGGUCAACAUCAAGAAAAUGAGGAGAAAGGAGAUUAUAGGAUGGUUCUCAAUGGGCAGGGAUAACACUGGCGAAGAUGAAGAAGCUCAUUGGAAAGAAAUGAUUGAAGCUAAGGGUCAACCACGGAAGAGAUGGCACAUUCUAAGUGCUGUGGACUACUAAAAACUGCAACAAAUACAUUUGAAUUCUAAAAGAAUCAGAUUUAUUAAAUAAGCAACUUUACAAAUGUAGCAUUAUUAACUAGCUAGGUUUAUUUAUUUGUCAAAUAUUUAUUUCCCAGUUUCAAGAGUAUAUUUUUACACAGGAGUGUUUUUUUUUAAAUUUUUUUUUUCAUUUGCAUUGCCUUGCUACAUUGUACAAAGUUUCAAUAUUUUGUAUUGGACUACUUGGAGUCCAUUUGCAGUAAAAAUUUUAGGUAAAUAAUUAUAAUUUAUGUGAUAGGACACUGACAAAGGAAAACAAACUAAAUGGGGUAUUUUGGAUGUGGGAUCAAAAGUAACACAGAAUCAGUUAAUGAUUAAACAAAUGAUUAAAUAUGUACCCGAAAAGAUGUACUUGGUCACUUAAGAUUGUGUUAAGACUAUCUAGUGGGAAAUCAAUAGGAAUUACUGCUAAGCUCAAAAGUUAUGAACAUCUAAAAUAUGUCUGGAAUGCUUUUGGUGUUUUGAACCAAUCACAUGAGAGAUCAGGACAAGAUGAGAAACCACAAAACCACAAAAUAAUCAGCAUUACUGCAUACAGUUCAGAUAUCUCAUGCUGAUUGACUUACUCUAGUUUCACAAUAAAUUAUGAACUAGAGUGUGUGUAUUAUGAAUACUUGUCCCACCUUCCACUACGCCUUCUCUUGACAUUAGGAUUCCAAGAUUAUUCCCUCAAGAAUGCUAGCCUCCUUAAUCUUACUGCCUCUGAAAAUUGUUCUUACUAGAGAGCUCUGUUAAACCUUGGGGAAUCUGUACUUAGUUUAAGUAUAAUGUCAAUAAGCCAAUAAAGAUUUGAGCCCUUAGA